Molecule: messenger RNA, 606 nt
Organism: Vicia villosa (hairy vetch)
Lineage: Eukaryota; Viridiplantae; Streptophyta; Magnoliopsida; Fabales; Fabaceae
Exons: 1
Coding region: 1-606 (201 amino acids)
Source: RefSeq, a predicted model, not a curated record
AUGGUAGCUCAGAUCUAUGUGGAUGGCAUUGUCUUUGGUGGGAUGUCGGAUGAGAUGGUCCAACUUUUUGUCAAGCAAAUGCAAUAUGAGAUUGAGAUGAGUUUGGUGGGUGAAUUAACCUACUUUCUUGGGUUACAAAUCAAGCAGAUGGAAGACUCUAUUUUUCUUUGCCAAAGCAAAUAUGCAAAGAAUAUUGUGAAGAAAUUUAGGUUAGAGAACACUAGUCAUAAAAAAACUUCUGCUCUUACACAUUUGAAGUUAUUCAAUGAUGAAAAAGGGGUUAUCAUUGAUCAAAGCUUGUAUAGAAGCAUGAUUGGUAGCCUUCUUUACCUUACAACAAGCAGACCAAAUAUUACUUUUAUUGUUGGAGUAUGUGCUAGAUAUCAAGCGGAAUUCAAAGUUAGUCAUUUCAAUCAGGUCAAAAGGAAUUUGAAGUAUGUGAAUGGUACAUGUGACUAUGGUAUACUAUAUUCACAUAAAUCAAACUCUAUGUUAUUGGGUUAUUGGGAUGCUGAUUGGGCUAGAAGUGUUGAUGAUGGGAAGAGUAGAUCUGAAGGGUGUUUCUUUUGGGGCAACAAUCUGAUCUCAUGGUUCAACAAGAAGUAG